AUGCCAAUCUACCUUUUCGAUCAAUCCUCAAAAAUAGAGUUUACCGUUUCCGAUAUGGAAAUGGACUCGGAUACCGAGACCACUAAAACUACCCAGGCUGAGAAGGCUGUCAAAUAUAAGAUGUUCAUGACUAAAGUGUUCUCUAAGAUGAUGUUUGUCUCUGGAGAGACCGCAGAACCGUCUGUCGAGUCCACCACCCUGAUUGAGGACAUCACUCGGGAGCAAGUGAUCCACAUCUUGACCAAAAGCACCCAACUGGCUACCCGCCGUGGAUCGCGCGCCAUCUCCACUGACGACUUAAUCUUCCUCAUCCGCCGUGACAAGGCCAAAGUCUCGCGCCUGCGCACUUUCCUGUCGUGGAAGGAUGUUCGAAAGAACGUCAAGGAUUCCGACGACAAGGGUGGCGCCGACGCUGCCGAUUUCGCAGCUGAUGACGCAGCUGGUGGUGUUGCAGGCCCCCAGGAUAUGGCCGCUAAGCCGAAGAACAAGCGCGCCAAGGUCGGACUGGCGUGGGACGUCAGCAGUUUCUUCUCUAUUCAGAUUCCCGAGCGCGAUGACGAGGAAGACGAAGAAGAAGAAGAACAGAACUACGCGACUCUUCAGCGUCUCGCUGCGGCUGAUGAACGUACCAAGCACAUGACCAAAGAGGAAUAUGUUUUCUGGUCAGAGUGCCGCCAGGCCUCAUUCACCUACCGCAAGAGCAAACGUUUCCGCGAGUGGGCUGGAUUCGGUAUUGUUACUGAGUCGAAGCCCAAUGACGAUAUCGUCGAUAUUCUUGGUUUUUUGACCUUCGAAAUCGUCCAAACCCUCACUGAGGAGGCACUUAAGGUCAAGGAGAGCGAGGAUCACGAGAAGAAUCGUGGCAGCUCGGAGACUAGUGGUGAGACUGCGAAGCGAAAGCGCGAGACUGGCCUGUUCGAUCCUCCGGAAGAGGGCCGUACUCCGAUUGAGCCCCGACACAUCCGAGAGGCUUAUCGCAAGCUCCAGUCUACUAAGCAGAAGUCUAUUGCUAUGCUUCUGCACGAAGGCCGGGUUCCUCACAACUUCCAACUUCAGUUGAUCUAA
Molecule: messenger RNA, 1065 nt
Organism: Penicillium taxi
Lineage: Eukaryota; Fungi; Ascomycota; Eurotiomycetes; Eurotiales; Aspergillaceae
Product: transcriptional regulator SPT3
Exons: 3
Coding region: 1-1065 (354 amino acids)
Biological process (GO): transcription by RNA polymerase II
Cellular component (GO): SAGA complex
Molecular function (GO): protein heterodimerization activity; transcription coregulator activity
Source: RefSeq, a predicted model, not a curated record